This is a messenger RNA of Hydatigera taeniaeformis, 1179 nucleotides long. The record is from the annotation of a GenBank genome assembly. NCBI's taxonomy places the organism in Eukaryota, Metazoa, Platyhelminthes, Cestoda, Cyclophyllidea, Taeniidae.
AUGGGUGCGAAUCCUUCCCACCUGGAAAAGAAAAUCGGCAAAGACCAAUUUCCAUCCAAUGAACAUUACUACGGUCUUGUGAACUUCGGAAACACCUGCUACUGCAAUUCUGUUCUCCAAGCGCUUUUCUUCUGCAAACCAUUUCGCAAUCGAGUUCUCCUUUAUCGCCAACAGAGCAAAGGUCAAAAGAAAGAGACUCUACUCAGCUGCCUAGCCGACCUCUUUUAUGCAGUUACUACAAAAAAGAAGAAGGUUGGUCAAAUCCCACCCAAGAAGUUUGUCCAACGUCUAAAACGAGAAAAUGUUCUCUUUGACAACUACUUACCUCAGGAUGCUCACGAGUUUCUGAACUACCUCCUUAACCAAAUUGCAGAUAUUCUACAGGCGGAAAAUACAAGUGAAGAAACGACGAAGAAAGGAAGUUUGGCAGGAGGGGACGCUGAUAUCAAUAGAGGAGAGAACACACGAACAUGGAUACACGAGAUUUUCCAGGGCACUCUAACAAACGAGACCAGGUGUCUAAAUUGUGAAACUGUCCGCACAAAAGACGAGGAUUUUUUGGAUCUCUCUGUGGACAUUAAACAGUAUACAAGCAUUACAAACUGUUUGCAGUGCUUCUCCAAUACUGAAACCAUUCAAUCUGAGAAUAAAUACUAUUGCGAGGUCUGCCGAUGCAAACAAGAAGCACAGAAAAGAAUGCGAGUGAAACGGCUGCCAGAGCUGUUGGCGCUUCACUUGAAGAGGUUUAAGUACUCUGAGAAUGCCAAUCGGUUUAUUAAACUUUCCUAUUAUGUCCCAUUCCCUCAAGAGCUUCGUCUCUUCAAUACAUCUGACGAUGCGAGCAAUCCGGACCAGCUCUAUGAGCUUAUGGCUGUGGUAGUUCAUUCUGGCUCAGGGCUGAAUCGCGGCCACUACAUCAGUCUGGUCAAGUCCGAUGGCAUUUGGCUCCUAUUCGAUGACGAAUAUGUCGAUAAAAUUGAUCCUGCAAACAUCCGUGACUUCUUUGGGACCACCUCAGAGGCUUCAAAAACCUCCGAUUCGGCGUACAUUCUCUUCUAUCAGGCCUGUGACUUCUCUCAUUCUGCAAGCACUCAAUCGGGCGCUACUGUACAGUCACCGCCUCCGCAGUCGCCUCCACCGUCGUCACAGUCAUUAUAUACCGCUGACUCGGUCCGAUGA